Phodopus roborovskii (desert hamster) is the source of this 1244-nucleotide messenger RNA. RefSeq names its product undifferentiated embryonic cell transcription factor 1 (gene Utf1). The record is from RefSeq and is a predicted model, not a curated record. The transcript is spliced from 2 exons. The coding region runs from base 101 to 1120 and encodes 339 amino acids. NCBI's taxonomy places the organism in Eukaryota, Metazoa, Chordata, Mammalia, Rodentia, Cricetidae.
GACGGCGGGGGUCCUUACAGCGUGUGUGGGCGGCUCUGGAACAGCCCUCCUCCAGUGAGGCUAGAGCCUCAGAACACACGCACGUCCACCUUGCUCCGGGAUGCUGCUUCGUCCCCGGCGGCUGUCGCAUUUCUCACCACCGUCGCCAACUAGCCCCGACGCCGAGCUGCGGCCGUCCGGGGACGUCCAGGUGACUACUUCUGAUGCCUUCGCCCACACUCCUGGCGCGAUGGCGGAGCCUGGCUCGCCCAAGGCUCCGGUGUCGCCGGGAUCGGCCCAGCGCACGCCCUGGAGUGCCCGAGAAACGGAGCUACUUCUGGGCACGCUGCUGCAGCCAUCCAUGUGGCGCUCACUAUUGCUGGACCGCCGGCAGGCCCUGCCCACCUACCGCCGCGUGUCUGCCGCGCUGGCCCGUCAGCAAGUUCGGCGCACGGCAGCUCAGUGCCGCCGCCGCUACAAGUUCCUCAAGGACAAACUCCGAGACUCCCAUGGCCAACCGUCCGGGCCCUACGAUGACCAGAUCCGCCAGCUCAUGGGGUUGCUGGGCGACGAUGGGCACCAGCGAGUCCGCCGUCGCCUUACGGGUCCUGGACGUCCCCAGCGCCGAGGCCGCGCUCCCCUCCCGGUGUUAACGUCCGCACCUACAUCAGUCGAGCCAGGGCCUACACUGCCGCUGGCUGCCGGGGCCGCCGACCCCUCCUCGGCGCUGAGAUAUAGCUCCACUGCGAAGUCUGCAGAUGUCCGCCGAAUUACCAGCUCCCCUACCCCUAGGGCCCUCGGCACUCCGGCUCCUGAGCCCAGCCGUGCCGUCCUCGGAUCCUCUCCGCCACCAACCCUCGACUACGACACGGAGGACCCGAACGAGCCUCCUGUCCUUCCCCAGGACCGUACGCCCCCGCAGGUUGCGCCCCAGUCGCUGAACACCGCUCUGCUGCAGGCCUUGACGCACUUGGGAGACAUCUCGACGGUUCUGGGCCCUCUGCGUGACCAGCUGGCGACCCUGAACCAGCACGUGGAACAUCUGCGAGGUUCCUUCGACCAAACAGUUUCCCUGGCGGUGGGCUUCAUCCUGGGCAAUGCAGCCUCUGAGCGGGUCAUCCUUGGGGAUCUGCGCCAAUAAAGCCUUAUUUGUCGUCAGUUUUCCCCUCCUGAGCUGACCCCCAACCUACCCCGACCCCAGUUAGUGUCCCCAUCCCCACCCCAACCUUAGGCUCUUAAAAAUAAAGAUUGUAUUUUCUACUUCA